CAACUUACUUCUGUACUAAGAUGUAGAAAGACCUUCUACCUUUCUACUUUCCUUUUCCUCCCUUUUACUCUUCUCCCAAACAACCCCUAUAUAUUACCCUUCCCUUGCUUGUCUUUAAUAGCCGCAGACUACACCUCUCUCUCUUCAAAGUAGUGUUAUUGUGUGCACACAUAACAAAACAUAUUGAGAAAAUGGAUCGGAAAAAUGCUAUUUGGAUCGGUUUUAUUUGCAUUAUAAUCGCCGGCGUUGGAGGUCAAGCUCCGGCCACGUCGCCUAGUGCCACUCCAGCACCACCAACACCCACUACCCCAUCUCCUCCUACUACCCCUGCACCUACUGGUUCUCCUCCGCCAACUCAACCGCCUCCGGCAUCUUCCCCACCGCCGGCCGUUUCAUCUCCGCCACCUACAUCAGCUUCACCACCUCCAGCUGUAUCAGCUCCGCCACAAGCUACACCUCCACCGGCAGCUACUCCUCCAGUGAGUCCUCCACCACCAGUUAGCGCUCCACCACCGGCUACUCCUCCACCUGUGGCUACCCCGCCACCUCCUGCUACGCCACCUCCCAGCCCUCCUCCGCCAGCUGCAGCACCUGCACCAGUUGCAACUCCACCAGCUUCAGCUCCGGCUGCUGCACCUACGUCUGUACCCACAUCUCCGGCACCAUCUCCAUUGGGAGUAUUGAGUCCUCCAGCACCUCCCAUGGGUGCUCCAUCCCCGAGUACUCCAGCUUUUUCUCCUGGUCCAUCAGUAGCCACUGAUCAGAGUGGAGUGGAGAUCAUGAGGUUUUCAAAGAUGAUAAUGGGAAGCUUGGUCUUCGGAUGGGGUGUCUUCUGCUUGCUGAUUUAGAACUACUUUUGCCACUAUAUAUAUAUGAAUUGCCAUCUCUUUAGCUUAGGAGGACGAUGGUGGCUUAUUUUUCUCAUUCACUUGGAUUCUUUUGGAGAUUUUUUGUAUUUUGGGACGGUUGUUUUUAAAUUUAAAGCUCUUCAUCCAUUCGUGUUUUUAUUCUUUA
This is a messenger RNA of Nicotiana tabacum (common tobacco), 1014 nucleotides long. RefSeq lists its product as uncharacterized. Lineage: Eukaryota; Viridiplantae; Streptophyta; Magnoliopsida; Solanales; Solanaceae. Gene Ontology annotation, cellular component: plasma membrane. The record is from RefSeq and is a predicted model, not a curated record.